This is a messenger RNA of Conger conger (European conger), 3838 nucleotides long. It is a transcript of the gene gjb1a, whose product is annotated as gap junction protein beta 1a. The transcript has 2 exons. Gene Ontology annotation, cellular component: connexin complex. Gene Ontology annotation, biological process: cell communication. NCBI's taxonomy places the organism in Eukaryota, Metazoa, Chordata, Actinopteri, Anguilliformes, Congridae. The record is from RefSeq and is a predicted model, not a curated record. Bases 72 to 833 code for a protein of 253 amino acids.
UUCUAUAUUGGGCGCUUCUCGAUGUCCAGGCUACGGCAGCAGGUCGACGUUGUCUUCCAACCUGGGUGCCUAUGCCUCUUACACCUCUUGCUGAGCCUGACCUGGAACCGAAAAUGAACUGGGCGUCCUUUUAUGCCGUCCUCAGCGGCGUAAACAGGCACUCCACGGGCAUCGGCCGCAUCUGGCUCUCCGUCCUCUUCAUCUUCCGCAUCCUGAUCCUGGUGGUGGCGGCCGAGAGUGCCUGGGGUGACGAAAAGGCGGGCUUCACCUGCAACACCCAGCAGCCGGGCUGCGACAGCGUCUGCUACGACCAGUUCUUCCCCAUCUCGCACAUCCGCCUGUGGGCUCUGCAGCUCAUCCUGGUCUCCACCCCGGCCCUGCUGGUGGCCAUGCACGUGGCGCACCGCCGCCACAUCGACAAGAAGAUCUUCAAGAUGUCGGGCCGGGGCAGCCCCAAGGACCUGGAGCAGAUCAAGAGCCACAAAUUCAAGAUCACCGGAGCUCUCUGGUGGACCUACAUGAUAAGCCUGCUCUUCCGCAUCCUCUUUGAGGCCGCCUUCAUGUACAUCUUUUACAUGAUCUACCCAGGCUACAAAAUGUUCCGGCUGGUCAAGUGUGACUCCUACCCCUGCCCGAACACGGUGGACUGUUUCAUAUCCCGUCCUACCGAGAAGACCAUCAUCACCAUCUUCAUGCUGGCCGUGUCCGGGGUGUGUAUUCUGCUCAAUAUCGCUGAGGCGCUCUAUCUAGUGGGAAGAGCAUGCAGCAGGCACUUCAACAAUGCUGACGACUCACCCAUGGGAGCUUGGAUCACCAAAAAGCUUUUUAGCUAAACAAGACCAGCAUCCAGUCCUUGCUACUAACAAGGCUUAACUGGCUUUAGUUUGGACCCAACUCUGCAAUAAUCUCAUGCCGCCCUGUGGGUUGGAAUAUUUUACCAGAGGAAAUAUUUUUAUCCGUUACGGCAUGGACAGGUAAAAACUUGAAGUCAUACCACAUCUAAUAAUUUGUUUAAUUUAUUCAUUUCAUUUAUUCAUUGAAAUUAUUUAUUAGGUUUUUUUUUUUUUUCAUUGAAAAGGCCUCAUGCAGGAUGGUUUCCAGUGCUUCACAGAUAUCAGCAACCACCAGUGUAAGCCUUAGUAGCAGAACUAUAUGACUAUAUAGCCUUGCAGUUCACUGUGUGAGUUGUAGUGGGACUGUUGGGACAGUCUGGAUUACAGGGAACCAAGGACUCGGGCUCAAAAAACUCAAAAGUGUUUUACUGGUUCUUGAAAACAGCAGAGGUGCUGGACAUUACAGGAUUACAAACCAUUUUUAUGAAGGUUGUGUAAAGGUAACAGAACAAGAAAAGAUAUUAUUCUUAAGAAAAAACUUUGUGUCAAUGUAAACCUACAAUGCAGUACAUCUAAAUGCAUUCAACUGAAUUUAUGUAAGCAGAGAAAUGGGAAUAUAAAAUGUGUAUGCUGUCACGCUGGUAGAAACCUUGGAUGACCCUAAGAGACCCGUUGUCUGCUGAACUGCAGUGGCACCUACGUGUGCAUGCAAUGAUGUUUAUGUUUUCAUGUGAUCGCACCCCUGCCUUGAGCCCAAAUCUUACAGCAGAUUUAGCAGCUGCAGUAGUGGACCUCUGCUUCCACAGUAGGUGCCACUGGGCAGAUAUACAGAUAUAUGCCUUGAUACAUUGGAGGUCCCUUUCAGGAAAGGGUGUCAGUGCUACCCAAGCUAUUCGUAGCAAAAAGUCUAUCACACAGGUUGCUGCAUUUAAAUAGAAAGCUACCCAGUACAAUACAUUGGUUUUAAAUGGAUAUGAGCCUCCAAAAAGGUGUGUUUGGAUUGUGUUCACCUGAAAUACAUUUGAUUUUGCUUCAACUAAUUUAUGAAUCACUCAUCACCUGUUAUCACAUUGGUAAUUUCACCCAUUCAUUUCACAAUAUAACACUUAUCAUUCAUAAGACGUGAACCCAUUCAUUUCAUAAUAUGACAUUCAUCAUUCAUAAGACAUGAACCCGAUGGAUUGCAAAGCAAUAAUGUCUUGUGACUUAAUUCAUAAAGAGGGAAGGGGUUAAAUAUGAAAUAAGUAAUUUAUAGUUGAAUAAAUGUUUUUUGUAGUUAAAACUGCACAAUGGAAAAGAAAGGAUUGAGUACUCUACAGUUCAUAUUUUUAAUGAAUUGAAGUCGCAGUGUCAUUUACUUCACAGACAGGAAUGUUCAGUGGGGUGACAAAAAAGUGCUUAAACAUAAACAUAUGUUUAAACAUAUGUUGUUCAAUAUCACCCACCCAUAUAUUGACUGAACAUUUACUUAUAAGUAUUCACUGUCAGAAUUUUACAAUAGUCUUUCUUAAGUAUUUUUUGGGGGUUGUUCUCAGCCCUUGAAUACAGGAUUCAGAGGUGUAUACGUCUUCCCUUUGGUGAAUAACUUCAAAUGGGUGAUUUAACAGUAAAUCUGUGUUGAUCAGCAAGUUCAAAAUACCUCCAUAAUCCUUCAAACCAUGCAUUUUCAUAGGAUACACUUAUGUCUGAACGUACUGUAUAAUACAAUAAUGUAAACACUGUAAUGUGUAACUAGUGAUUUGAUAUGUAUCAUUAAUAAUUGAUAUUAGUUUCAAAAUUCAUAUUUUUUAUUUUGAUGGAAUGGAAUAUAAAUUAUUUAAUAAAUUAAUUUGUGACAUGGUACAAACAGUUCUAUUUUCCUCUAACAAUGUAAGUUCAAUGACAAUAAUUUUCAGGAACUUUUUUAUAAGACUUAAACAGUCUGAAGAAAUGGCGGUCGCUCAACAACAGGGCAAGGGUUUGAUCAACACCCAGUGGUUUGAGCGAUGGGAAGGCAGAAUUCACAAAAGCUAUACUAAACUCAGACGGCUGAUGAAUGUAUAUCAAACAAUGGCACAACAGGUUCACAGCACACCCAGAACAUUAAGCUGUCAAUAUUACAAGGGCGGCCUGUAGUGUAGUGGUUACAUGACUGGGACAUGCAAGGUUGGUGGUUCUAAUCCCGGUGUAGCCACAAUAAGAUCCGCACAUAACCCUGCAUUGCUCCAGGGGAGGAUUGUCUCCUGCUUAGUCUAAUCAACUGUACAUCACUCUGGAUAAGAGCGUCUGCCCAAUGCCAGUAAUGUAAUGUACAACAUUUGGUGAAAUAACAGAGAAAUCAAAUCUCCCACUUGAUACUGUUCCAGGCUUAAUAAGGAUUGUCGGAUUCUUUUCAAUUGUGGAAUACAGCAGGAAAACAUUUCCCAGUGUAACAUUAAACUAUGCUAAAAGUUUCUGGUCAAUUGCUACAAAUUAUGUUGAUGCAGAGAGAAGUACCUUGCUAUAAGCAGGCUUUCACACAUCAAUGUCAAAGUCAGUUCUUAAAAAGAAUAUUACAGUAAUAAUAAUAACUACGUUAUUGCAUAAUGUAUAUGCAGUGUUUUCAGUAUUGAAUUAUGAGAGUUAAUAUGCUGAACUAUGUAAUUGUAAAGGAUGGCCUCUGGAGACUUUCGCCUUCAGAUUUUGGAUUCAUCUUUUCAAAUAUUUUCUAGUUGUGAUGAAAUACAGGACCAUAUAACCAAUAUCAGAGGCAUCUUUGUAUGAGAAUGUAAUGGCGAAAUAUAGAAAAUACCAAUGGAUGAUUAAUUGAAAGGACAAUGGGUAGUUUUUAAAAUGUGUUUUUUUUGUUCAGUGUUUUAUUAGCACUGAUAAAUGUGAAAUGUGCUGUCAAAGUUUAAAAGUGCAAAGAUGCCAUGCAGUGUAACAAAAGUGUUAUUAAAAAUGUUAAAUAUAGUAACAAAACUAUGGAUUUCUCAGCAUGAUUUUGUGAGGCUGUAUAACUGUACACUAAAAUAUUGGAAGUAAAA